Messenger RNA from Effrenium voratum, 657 nucleotides. Lineage: Eukaryota; Dinophyceae; Suessiales; Symbiodiniaceae. The record is from the annotation of a GenBank genome assembly.
AUGUAUCUUCUGGCGCUGUUGGUGAUCUGCACUGGCGCCGUGCGGGAUGAGGGCUUGGACGGGCCCAGCGAGCUGCUGGAGCUUUCCCCUCAGCAUGCAGCGGAGGAGGAGGAGGAGGUUCGGGAGGAGAUGAUGAGGCUUUUGGCAGAGCAUUCGCUGCGACACACGGUGGAGCGGGCAGAUGCACGGGAAGUCGCCCGCCACCAUAGACAGGCAGAGCGCGCUGUGGACCCGCACAACGCAUCAACGGAGGAAAGCAGCAAGACGACGGGGAGUGAAGCGUCAACGGAGGAAAGCAGCAAGACGACAGGGAAGGAGGCCUUCCACAAGGCAGAGGAGGACUCCCACAAGGUCCAGGAGGAUGUAGCUGCAGUGAAGGAAGCCACUGACCAUGCGGAGGAAAGGGGGAAGGCUGUGGACAAGGACUUCAACAAGUAUGAUGAGAGGCUCAAGAAGCUGGAGGCGACCUUGGACAAGCUGGCCCAGAAGUCCUUCCGCUGGCAGGAGGAAGUGAUGAAAUCCUUGGCAGAGGCGGAGAGCGACAAGUACUCGCCUCUGGCCACUGCACAGCUGGCACACUCUCGCCAGAAGAAGCCCAAGGGCGAAGGCACCACCACGGGCGCACCCGGUACCACGCAGACGACGGCGCACGAGUGA